Messenger RNA from Uranotaenia lowii, 1663 nucleotides. RefSeq lists its product as uncharacterized. The record is from RefSeq and is a predicted model, not a curated record. The coding region runs from base 1 to 1662 and encodes 553 amino acids. Lineage: Eukaryota; Metazoa; Arthropoda; Insecta; Diptera; Culicidae. The transcript is spliced from 4 exons.
AUGGUGAUAAGCAAAUUGCAAUAUGUCCACUGGAGGACGGCAACUGACGAUGAACCGAAUGAAACGGUCUGGCGGAAGCUGAGGGCAGCCGAAUUCGGGAAACUGUUAUGCUCAGAAAGUAAAAACGUUAUACGUGAACUUUUCGAAGGGGGACAACUAUCGGACCCGGAAACGAACCAACCGGUGGGGAAAAAAGUUCGUUUGAUUGAUAACGGAAUUCAGGAGUGUGUAGAAAAUCCCGCAAGUCCUUUUGAACAACAAGAAUUGUUUGUUGUUUACGAAGAAUCUAUCGUUGCUUCAACAUCCGGUACUUCGUCGGCCAAUCCUCCAGCAGAAUCAGCCAGUGAAACAGAAAAAUUGGAAAUAUUUUCUCCAAUUGUUUUGGAGAGAAUAUUGAAAAAAACAGAAGGUGGAAAAAAGAUCAUAGCUGAUUCUAAAGUUGGACCAUUAUCGAGCCACAACCAAAAAGAACUGUGUAACAUCAUUUGUGCCUAUCAUCGUGAAACAAAAAGCGGCAUAUUGAGUGCGAAUCUGCAGCUCUACGAUCUGGUCAUACGAUCACUGUUACCAUUCGAGAAACCGAACAUAUAUUACAUCCCAGCCGCUGGGAAUAGAAGAAACCCUGGUGGAAAAAUUGCUAACAAGUUAGUUAAUUUGAAAACCAAACACAGGAGACAAGUUGCACUCGAACAGGACUACCAAAAACAGUUGGGAAAUGGUAUUGUGGUCCCUGAAAUUGAUGGUCUAACCAAAGCUUCCCAUGAAUGGUUGCUGCUAAACCGCGAUCCUUGGCAAACAGUUUUGCAACAGUGGGAGAUUUGUUUCGAGUUACGGAAACCUCUGAUGAAAUCAUGUUCCAAUAUUGUGAAACUGCUUUCAACAUACCCACAUUAUAAGUUGGAACAUGGAUAUCAACUGGUAAACUACUGGGAUUUUAAAACUUCAAUACAUUUAAAGUUUCUUUUUUAUUUUUGGCAGAUCGAUAUCGAUUUUCGCAUCCUGUUUGGAAAUCGUUCUAACGGAAAACGUUUGAAAGAGGUGAUUCCUAAUAUCACUGGAUAUCUGUCGAAAAAAGCCCGAGAUCCAUCUGCAGUUGACAUAAUCCAAUUUUUACAGGAUACUUCAGCGCCUGAACUGCCGCUAUUCUACUAUUAUUGUAUCUGUAAUUUUAUAAUAUUUUGCUGUGUUCUUACAGAUCCUAAGCUUUGUGCGUUGAUCCUUGGUCUGGCAACCGUAUUGCCCCCAAUCGCUGUGACAUCUAAUUUUAAACCGACCAUUCUGAAGGCGCAGGAGGAUAUCGUGCUAUGGGUAGAAUGUGAAGACCAGAUAGGAACAUUAAUAGAAAACAUUUACGCAACGUACGCCCAGUACAAUAUACCCAUCGUGCCAAAAUUGGCGGUUAUCGGCAACGGAUACAAGGAAAUAACUGGUCCAUUUUAUGUAUUUUACAAGGAUUUUUACUAUAAGCUAGCUUCUGUAGAAAGGGCAUUAGACGUUUUGAUAAAGCUAACUGCAGUAUUUGGAUUACCUCAUUCAAAAAUUUCGAGGCUUGUUUGGCAAUUUAUAUCCUCUGAAAUCUAUCAGUUGGAACACAAGGAAUCAUACACCAGCAUCUUAAAACUCCAGCAGUAUUUGAGGCAAAAUGAAUUGCAUGAUUGUUGAA